This is a messenger RNA of Rotaria sp. Silwood1, 4482 nucleotides long. NCBI's taxonomy places the organism in Eukaryota, Metazoa, Rotifera, Eurotatoria, Philodinida, Philodinidae. The record is from the annotation of a GenBank genome assembly.
AUGAGUCGAUCAAAUGUUAAUCUAUUGAAUUUACCUGACGAGAUACUACUUCUUAUUUUGAAAAAACUGAACAAUAUUGAUGUUCUUUAUUCAUUUAUCGACGCUAAUAAUGAUCAUUUGGACAGUGUAGCACGAGAAAAAAUCUUCAGUGAUACUCUCAAUUUUGUAUCCAUCGAUAACGUUUCUGCAAUUGAUCAACAGAAACCUGAUCGGUUUUGCAAGGUUAUUUUGCCAAAAAUUCAUGAAAAUGUCAAAUGUUUUAUUCUUGAACCACUUUCAAUGAAACGUAUUCUUCUUGCUGCUGAGUAUUCAAAUCUAACUGAACUUAAACUUUUUAAUUUCACAAAUUUAAAACAUUUGAGUAUUAUUGAAGCACAUAAUCGAUCAUAUCCAUCUUGUGAUUCACCAUCAAUUAGUUUUUCCUCUGCAACUCUUUCUUAUUUAUCUAUCAAUGUGAGCAUAUUUGAUGAUUGUCUUUAUUUACUUGAUGGUCGACUCAAACAGCUAACUACACUUAUUGUUCAAAUAUGUAAAACUAGCAAAUCUUCAUCAGUCAUUCCCAUUACGAGUAAUUUUCCUAAUUUGAAAUGUUUUUCAUUGACAUGUUAUUUUCUAUUUGAUAUAUAUGAUGAACACAUUUUACCUCUUCAUCAUAGAUUUAUCGAUCGUUCUCAUCUUCAAAAUGAAAUUCUUCUUUAUAUGCCACGUCUUCAUUCAUUUACUUUUUAUAUUAGUACUUCUGAUCGUGCUGCUGAUUUAUUUCGUUAUGUACCUAGACAAGAUAUUCAACGAAUUUAUGCAAAUAUUGGACACGAACAAUAUAUGGCUAAUAUGAUAAAUUAUAUCAGUAUUGAUGAAGCUGUAUAUUCUAUCUUCUCACUUCCUUUUGCAUUUCAUAGGAUUCGAGCUGUUGGAAACAUAUUUCCAGAUAUUGUAUUCAAAUAUGUUAUGAACUUAGUGGUACAUGAUAUAGUUCCAUUCACUUAUGAAUUCUUUCUUCGGGGUUUCUCGAACUUUUCCAUUACUGCAGACACUUCAUGUUAUAAAUCUUAUAUUACAAUCGUCGUGCGACAUUAACUCCUUUUUAUCUAAUGAUAGUCAAUCAUGUUCAAUCGCUAAAUAUCCUCAUCUUACCACAUUUAACGUCAGACGGGGAAAUAUUAACAAUGUUGAAGAAUUUUUAAAUGAAACGAAAACAUCUGUACCAUGUCUAACCAAAUUAAUGAUUAAAUACAAUGAUUUGAGAAUUGUGACGAAAAACUUUACAAGAGAAGAAACACAACACAAUUGUAAGAAGAUAAGAGAACUUUUACUGUUCAACAUACAGAUACAAAAGAAAGAUUUUUACCAUUACUUUCCUUCGUUGUUAUAAAUGAAAUUUUGUUUUGAUUUGUUCAAUAAAUUGAAAAAAGAACAUGAUGAAUGUUGUAUUUCGAUGAAUGCUUUAAUUAAGAUAUAAAGAAAUAUCGACUAUUUAUGAUAUUCUACUAACAAUUACUCUUAAGAUGGUGAUACUUAGAAAGAGGAUUAUAGAAGACAUGAAAACAGUUCUAAAAAUCAAAUCAGCAUGUUCCGUUCGUAUCUUUGCACAUUAUAAAAUAAAAUUUUAGGCCCAUUAAGAAAGCUUCACUCCUCAAGACAAAUGAGACAAAACAUAGAUUUUAAGCAAUUCUCUAAAAAUUGAUUUUCUAAAUGACUUUUGUACGUCUAUUUAUCAGUGGCAGUGGAAUUGAUACUUCGUUCUCGGAAAUAGCUUUCGGCUUCUGUACUAUGGGGAUUGUAUUGAAUAUUCAAGAUAGAUUGAAGUUAUAGUGAAGAGUUGGUAGUAAUAUAUUUUGCUCAAUAUAAUGAUUAGAGACCUGCAUAACCAAAGAAAAAAAAGAUUGUUCGAUAAGAGGUCAAGCAUAAGAGAGGUCCAGGCAGAGGAAAAAAGGAAGGGUCAGCAAAAAUAGACAUUUUUUGACAAGAAGGAAAAAAAGCGAUCUGUGAUUUUGUGAUCUAAACUGAAUUAAGAUUAUUUUCGUGAUUUGAAAAUGAGUUCGUAUGAUUUAAAUCAUGUAUAUAAUUCUAUAAAUGAACUUUUAGUGUUAUCUACAACUCUUAUCUUUUAUGUAGCAAAUAAUUGAAAUUAUUCGCUGUUUUGUUCGAUUCUAUUCAGAUGCGGAUCAGAUAAUUGCUAUGCUAAUGAAGUAGUGUACCAGAAAAAGCUUAGAAUUUGCGUCUAUAUAUACGUCUGGAAAAAAAUAUUUAUAGUUCGUAUUUUUAGUAUAUUGUCACUAUAAAAACCCAGAAUAUUUAAAACUAAUUAAAUAUUCUGAAAGCAUGUGGAGUUUUCUAUCAGCCUACAUAUUUAUGUUUUGGUUUGCACUUAUGCAUAACGAUAAUAAAUGUAGUACAAUGAAGGUACCAUAAAUGUCUAGAUUCCCUAACAACAAAAUUUUGUCAAUGACAUGAAAAUAGUUUUUAAAUUUUUUAUCACUAGAGCAGUUCUUUUUGAACAAACUAAUUAUAUAUUCUGAUAAAGCUUGAAAUUCUUUAUCAUCCUAUAUAUUUAUCUAUUGUCUUGACUAUACUUAUUCAGCAGAAAAAUCAAGUAUAUUGAAUAUUAUCUCAAUUUAGAAGGAUCAAAAAUCUUUAUUUUUCAGUCUUGUUCUACAGUCGUUAGUAUAUAUAGGCACUUUGUGGAAUAUAAUCAUAUAUUCUUAUAGAGCUUCAAAUACUCUAUCAUCUUCUAUAUUUUUCUUCUAUACUACAUUUGUGUGCUACAUGUAAUAGAUCGAAGACAAUGCAAAAACAUACUGGAUGGUACAGAUUUUCAAGCGCUAUUAAAAUCUAUAAUUAGUUUUGUGUGAAAAUUUAGAUAUGUAAAAUAAUAAUUUAAAAAAACUUACAAGAUUAUCGAAAAAAAAAAUAAAGAUUUUUGAUCCUUCUAAAUUGAGAUAAUAUUCAAUAUACUUGAUUUUUCUGCUGAAUAAGUAUAGUCAAGACAAUAGAUAAAUAUAUCGGAUGAUAAAGAAUUUCAACUUUAUCAGAAUAUAUAAUUAGUUAGUGAUAAAAAGUUUAAAAACUAAUUUUCAUGACAUUGACAAAAUUUUGUUGUUAGAGAAUCUGGACAUUUAUGGUGCCUUCAUUGUACUACAUUUAUUAACGUUAUGCAUAAGUGCAAACCAAAACAUAAAUAUGUAGGCGGAUAGAAAACUCCAUAUGCUUUCAGAAAAUUUAAUUAGUUUUUAAUAUUCUGGGUUUUUAUAGUGACAAUAUACUAAAAAUACAGACUAUAACUAUUUUUUUUCCAGACGUAUAUAUCAUAUUCAUUUGAUAUUGCGUACAAUGAUCGCUUUCAAAUCAAAAGUCAUAUUAUAUGAUCUCCUUCUAACUCUUUUAUACUAUUGUAUUAAGUCACAUUCAUUAUGACUAUCAGAUAGACUAGACGUUAAUUAGUUUUCAAAUAUAGAAUGAGAAAGAUACACUGUUUAGUUCCCUCAGAACAAAAAUCUAAUAUAUACGAGAAAAAAAAUAUAGAAAAAUUGUAUUUAUUCUUUUUGAUUCAGUUGAAUCGAUUAGUAGAAAAAAUAGGUAUAGUUUUUGAUACAUAAUAAUUUGUAGUCUGUUCAUCCCUAGAGAUAUGUAGUGUCCGUGUUGACACCGAAAUACCGAUAAUGAAGUACUGACUACACCAAUCUCGGCGUUUGAUGAAACAAUCAGAUAUUAAUUCUGUCAGAAUGUUUGUCUCUUAUGUUACGCUUAAAAUUAUUAAUAAGAUGUACUGAAAAGAGUACUUCUACACUUUCAAAAUACAUCGUAAGUUUGGCCAAUAUGUUGAACGAUGAUGCCAUGUUCACAAAAAUAGAUCACUUCUAGUUCUGCUUUAAGACAUUAAUACGAGUUUCGAUCUAUAGUCCUGAGAGUGUGGGUGUGGAUGCGACUGUGCUGUGGUUGUAUGCAUACUCCAUUCAGCAUUCACGCACACCCACAUUCCACGCACCCACACCCACACCCAUACCCUAAUUUCAAACAAGGUCUAAUGUUAAAAUAAGAAACCAACAGGAUGAUCGGAUUUCGAAUGCAUCAAAGAUUUUCCAAUUAUGGGAUUUGGCUGUUGGAAUUGUAUACCAAGCAUUCCGACGAUUUUCAACAGGAUCUGAACCUGGGAUUCGUCGACCUGGGUUGGGAAUGUUCCCUCAUAAGUUUGUUUUUUUGAUUGUAUUUCAUUUUUUUAAAUCAUCUUAUGGCAAAUAAUUACAUUAAGUAUUGUAGACAAACUACACUGAAAAGAAAUUUUUACUUUUCAAUAGAUUCUAGUUCAUAUUUUUGUUAAAUAACUAUGCUAGAUAUAACGUAAAGAGUUAUACGAAAAAAUGCAGAAAUAUCAACAAGAAACACUGUCUCAUUGAAAGUUUGUUUGAUUCAAAACAAUCGGACCUGAUGAAAUAGGACUUUGAUAUACUAAAUGAAAUGUUUUGAUCGAAAUCGAAUAGUCAC